AAGAGGAGUUUGCCAAAGCGACAGUAAAGAAGGAGGUUGUCUGGAUACUGGAUGCACUAAAAAUAAAGAGGCUCAUACAACAGAUGUGUGCAUAAGGUCUAAAGGUCAUAAAGCAAAAAUGGAUGUGGGGAUGUCAGGACAGCUGAAACUACCAGAUGCAAAGCUUGAUGAGUCUGAAGACAAAGGUUAUAAAAAGAAGAACGGCUGCUGUUUCAGAGCAGUAGGGUGUAAGUUUAAGGGAGGGAAAUCGAAGAUUCAGGAACACGAGGCUGGAGCUGUUAAACAGCACCUUAAUCUUUUAAUGGGUGAAGUCAUGAAGCUGAAUCAGAAAGCAAUUUCUACCAAUCUGCCACCAGAUAUAUCAAUAACUUUAACACAAAUGGAGGCAGAAGCUAGCAAGGUCCAACUGAGGACCACAGCCUUUCAGAAGGACCACCAAAUAAAUGAAGUGUGCAAAGAACUGCAAGAGUUCUGCAAGCUCAUGGAUGAAACAAAACAGUGUGUCACAAUUGUUGAGACUAAAUUGACUGCAUUGGAUGACAGGCUGACGGCAUUGCCAAGGGAGAUUAACAAGUGCUCAAAGAUUGCUACUACUUUAAAUAGCCAAAUAGAGCUCAAUAGCCAACAGAUUACUGAUGUGGAAGACAAGCUAACAAAUGUUGAGUCGAGACUGCGUCGAACAGAGCAGGUUAUGGAAGAGACGACAGCACAAAUGAUGGCACUGGAAACAAUGACACAAACUGGCAUAUUUAUCUGGAAAAUUCCACAAAUUAAAAAAAGGUUGCAAGAAGCAAUCGAUGGAACAACACCUUACUUGGAUUCCAGUGAAUUUUACUUUUGCAAAUAUGGGUAUAAGAUGUGCCUUCGAAUAUAUCUGGAUGGCCAUGAAGAAGCUCAAGGAACGUACAUUUCACUUUAUUACAUUUUGCUCAAGGGGCAAUAUGAUGCUUUGAUUCAGUGGCCUUUUAAACAAAAUGUGAAACUUGCUAUACUAAACCUAAAUGAUCGACAACGGUCCAUUCUGAAGAUCUACAUUCCAAGUGAACAGGACGCUGCUUUACAAAGACCUGUAGAAAGUAUGAAUGCACCGCGUGGAUUCCCCAUGUUUGCAACUUCAUCUGAAUUUAAUCAGCGCUUCUCUGAGUUUGUGAUGGGUGAUGAAAUGUUUGUAGGUGCUGAGGUCAUCCUGUAAAUUGAUUAUAAUGUUCAACAUUGGAAGCAGUCCAUGAGUUUGAUGUAAGGUGACACAGUUAGUACUUAGCACUACACAGGUUACAGCAUGUAACUUUGCCACCUGCUCCUUUGCCAUUGUAGGAUAAUGUUAAACUUAAUGAUCAGGAUAUAUUCACAGAAAAUUAAGAAGACAUUUAACAAAGACAUUUUUCUUUAAAAAGGAUGACGUUGGGAAGAAAAAUGUAUUGAUAAUAUUGUAUUAUCAGUAUGAUGUGUUCUCUUAAAAAAAAACUUUGGGGAGGCCCAUGGUAUCCUUGUGGUAUGCUCUUCCUGGACCACCAUUCUGAGCUUUGAUUGUUCCUGAUCCUCCUGUUCCUUUUUGCUUACAUUGCUGGGACCAUUUCAGUGAUCACCUGGCAGCAGCCUCCCUACCACUCCCACAAUGUCCGUCAUUCCUGCCAGCUUCGGAAUUAAAAUCUCCCGUACUUCACAGGUGGUGUGCUUGCUUCAGUUCCUGCACUCCUGACUCCCACUUCAAGUUAAAAUCAACCCCUUCAGCAUUGUACUGAGAAGGUGUUACAACGUCAGAUAUUCAAUCCUUCAAAUGAGAUAUUAAGAUACAAGACCAGUCUGCCUGUUUGAGAGGGCACUAAAGGACUCAUGACAUUACUUUAACAAGACCAGGGAGCAAUGUUAACCAGGAAAGCUCCCUUAAGCACCAUCACAAGAAAACAGAUUAGUUCUUCAUGCCAUUGCUGUUUUUGGGAUUUUUUUUGUGAACAGUAUUUGCAAGCAUAUGUUGUCACUGCACUGUGUUUUGAGCACAUCCGAAAGACAUGAUAAGGUGCUAUAUAAUGUGCUAUAUUUUUAUGACAAUAUAAUGUUACUUAAAUCGCACACUUCAACAAUAAUUCAUGCAAAUAUGGCACAAAUACUUUUGAAAAAUGAGACCUUCAUUCUUUGUUGAAUUAAUUCAGGGGAUGUACAUAUUGUCGAUGGCUCUUUGUUUUGGUGUUUUUGUUUUUCCUUAUCUAACUGAGUUACCGCAUGUUGUUCUCAUGCUGAUAUCAACAGCACCAAUUUCAACAGUUUGAAGAAUAACUCUAAAAACAUAAUUUUCAGAUAUAGGUUUUUACAAACCAUAAAGUGUUUUAAUUACAAUUGUGAUAAGCUUUCCAUAUGCUACAGCUGGACAAUUCUAUACAGUAGCAAUAAAAACAUAUUAAAUUCA
Messenger RNA from Carcharodon carcharias (great white shark), 2404 nucleotides. RefSeq names its product TNF receptor-associated factor 1-like. The record is from RefSeq and is a predicted model, not a curated record. Bases 119 to 1192 code for a protein of 357 amino acids. NCBI's taxonomy places the organism in Eukaryota, Metazoa, Chordata, Chondrichthyes, Lamniformes, Lamnidae. Gene Ontology annotation, biological process: protein K63-linked ubiquitination; regulation of apoptotic process; regulation of canonical NF-kappaB signal transduction. Gene Ontology annotation, molecular function: ubiquitin protein ligase binding; zinc ion binding; tumor necrosis factor receptor binding. The transcript has 7 exons. Gene Ontology annotation, cellular component: plasma membrane signaling receptor complex; cytoplasmic side of plasma membrane.